AUGAGAGUUUUAGGAUUGCUAGCAUUGGUUUUAAUAGUAGGAUCAUAUAUAUAUUAUUGUUCAUGGUUAUUACUAAAACCAUUUCUGCCUGAAGAUCAUUAUUCGUAUUACUAUUUCCCAGAUUAGAAGUAUGUUUACUAUUUACCUUCUCUUUUUUUGCUUUUAAUAUUAGCUAUGGUAAUGUCUACUUUAGGAUAUAUUCUUAUAAAUUCUGAAGCAUUUAGCAAGCCUUAGGUGCCACCUUGGGUUAAGUAUGGUUAUCAAGGACCAAAAAUUUCGCAAUAGUGA
Molecule: messenger RNA, 288 nt
Organism: Paramecium tetraurelia
Lineage: Eukaryota; Ciliophora; Oligohymenophorea; Peniculida; Parameciidae
Exons: 2
Cellular component (GO): endoplasmic reticulum membrane
Molecular function (GO): enzyme regulator activity
Source: RefSeq, a predicted model, not a curated record